Molecule: messenger RNA, 1044 nt
Organism: Scedosporium apiospermum
Lineage: Eukaryota; Fungi; Ascomycota; Sordariomycetes; Microascales; Microascaceae
Exons: 2
Coding region: 1-1044 (347 amino acids)
Source: RefSeq, a predicted model, not a curated record
AUGUCAACGACUCGCACAGAACCCCUCCCACCCCCGCCAUCCGUCUCCAAGAAGACGAUCCCGAUGGCGGGGCUCCUCGUCGACGUCUACGGCCUCGCCGAGCUCUCCGCCCCCUCCCCCGCCACGCGGCUAACCUGCCUCUGGCUGCACCACCCGCGCAUGCAGACCAAGGAAAUCAUGGGAGAUUUCGCCAGCCGGACCGUAGCGGCGUGGAACGAGCGUCGCAAAGCCAGCGCCAUCGCGGCGGGCAGGGGACUCGUCGCGCUGGCGUUCGACCAGCGGAAUCACGGGACGAGGUUGGUUUCGGAGAUUGCGAACAGGUCGUGGAAGGCUGGGAAUGAGACACAUGCGAUUGAUAUGAUGGGGGCGAUUAGGGGCAUGGUGGAGGAUACGAGGGGGUUGAUGGAUGUUGUGGAGGGGUAUUUGGGGUGUGCGGGGGCGGAGGGGGCGGUGGUGGAUGGGCAUUAUGUGAUGGGGAGGUCGUUGGGGGGUCAUAGUGCUUGGCAGUUGAUGUUUGGGGAUGAGAGGGUUACGGCUGGGGUUAUCAUUAUUGGAUGUCCGGAUUAUAUGGCGCUACUUUCGGACCGAGGACGACGCACUGCUCUGGCUACCUAUAAGUCGGAGGAUGGAGGAGCAUCUUUCCUUGGGAGCAGGCAUUUCCCAAGGGACCUCGUCGAUGUGUGCCGCCGCGCCGAUCCCAAGGGCCUACUCUUCGGGACGGACCCCAUCGCGAUUAACCCUGAUGAGGCGAAGCGUGAGAAAUUGAAGCCCGUCCUGGAUAGGACGAUCAAGGGCAAGAGGUUCCUCUCUUGCUCUGGCGGCGCCGAUAGGCUGGUGCCGUAUCAUAUGGCGGAGCCUUUCAUCAACUUCUUGCAGGGCGCGUCUCGUGGGUGGUAUAAAGAUGGGAAUGUGGUGAUGGACGAUAGAGUGUAUGCGGGUGUUGGACAUGAGUUUAGUGAUGAUAUGAUUAGGGAUUCGGUGGAGUUUUUGAUCCGUGCUUUGGAGGAAGAGGGUAAGAAUAGUGAGGAAAAGGCGCGGAUUUAG